Culex quinquefasciatus (southern house mosquito) is the source of this 536-nucleotide messenger RNA. RefSeq names its product COP9 signalosome complex subunit 9. Bases 280 to 465 code for a protein of 61 amino acids. Gene Ontology annotation, biological process: negative regulation of protein neddylation. NCBI's taxonomy places the organism in Eukaryota, Metazoa, Arthropoda, Insecta, Diptera, Culicidae. The record is from RefSeq and is a predicted model, not a curated record. The transcript has 2 exons.
AUCCGUCAGCUGUCAAAAGUGCGUGCGCCCUCGACCGAAAUCAAAACAAAUCAAUUUCCCACAACGCAGAGACGGUGCCCCGAACGAUUCCGGAAAGCGUAAAAUUCGUGCCAUUGCUCAACAGUGUUCUUCCCGUUUGAACCCGAACGCGCGCACGAUCCGUCGUCAGCAACGGCAUUCAAAAUUGAGAACAACAAAGCGAAGCCGAGCGCGGGCAAGUCGUCUUCGAAGCCGGCCAGCAAACAGCAGCAGCAGCCGAAUCAGCACCAGGUCGGAAUCAUGAAGCCGACGGUCGUGGCGGACGAGAUGUUUCCGGAGGGGCCGGGACCGUUUAUGGAUCUGGAGGAGGCGGGUGGAUCGACUGGGCUGCUGAUGGAUUUGGCCGCCAACGAGAAGGAUGUCCACGCGGAUUUUUACAAUGAUUUUGAGGACCUUUUCGACGAGGAUGAGGAAAACAUGGUUUAAAUUUAAUCGGAAAGCAAUGAUAAUUUAAUUUGAUGAGAAGAAUGUUCUGAAUAAAAUGAUAUAACUUUAAA